Molecule: messenger RNA, 837 nt
Organism: Lycium barbarum (goji berry)
Lineage: Eukaryota; Viridiplantae; Streptophyta; Magnoliopsida; Solanales; Solanaceae
Exons: 2
Coding region: 1-837 (278 amino acids)
Source: RefSeq, a predicted model, not a curated record
AUGGAUGUGAAAUCUUCUUUCUUGAAUGGUGUUCUUGAGGAAGAAGUAUAUCCCUAUAAGCAUACACUAUACAUCAAAUUCAAUUCUGGUGGAGAUAUUCUCAUCGUGUGUUUAUACGUGGAUGACUUAAUAUUUACCGGCAAUAAUCCCAAACUAAUUUCUGAAUUUAGGGAGGCCAUGAUUAGACAGUUUGAGAUGACUGAUUUGGGACUAAUGUCUUAUUUCCUCGGCAUUGAAGUUUCUCAAUUGGAAGGUGAAAUUUUUAUCUCUCAGAAAAAAUAUGUUGGUGAUAUUUUGAAAAGAUUUAAUAUGGACAAAGCCAAGCCAAUUCUGGUCCCUGUUGAAGAAAAAUUGAAGUUAACUAAAAAUGGAACUGGUGAUUUUGUUGAUGCUACAUAUUUUAGAAAAUUGGUAGGGAGUCUAAGGUACUUGACUUCUAUAAGACCUGACAUUACUUAUGGAGUUAGAUUAAUUAGCAGAUUUAUGGAGUCGCCUCGUCAAUCACACUUGCAAGCAGCUAAAAUAAUUUUGAGAUAUAUUCAAGGUACGCAAUCUGAUGGCAUAUUUUAUUCAAAGACUAAUGAUAGUAGUCUCGUUGGAUUUACAGACAGUGAUUGGGCUGGUGAUAUGAUGCAAAGAAAAAGUACUUCUGGAUAUGCAUUUUAUUUGGGGUCUGGUGUAUUUUCUUGGUCUUCAAAAAAGCAACAAGUUGUUGCUUUGUCAACAACUGAAGCAGAGUACAUGGCUGCAACAAGUAGUGCUAGACAAGCAUUAUGGUCGAGAAGGAUGCUUGGAUUUCUUCAACACAAGCAAGAUAGUCCUACAAAAAUAUUUUGA